Molecule: messenger RNA, 1542 nt
Organism: Cajanus cajan (pigeon pea)
Lineage: Eukaryota; Viridiplantae; Streptophyta; Magnoliopsida; Fabales; Fabaceae
Source: RefSeq, a predicted model, not a curated record
UGUUUGCAUGGUAAAACAAGUUCAUUCCAAUCCAAGUUGAGCAAACAAACAAUACUCGUAUCGAUCCAAGGUAAUCAAACUCGGAAGAAGAGAAGAGAAGAGAGGAGAGGAAAACAACAAGAGCAGGCUAUCUUCCUCUCUCUUCCUAUAUCACCCAUUCGAUCUUCCUCCACGUAAACUUCAUAUCACCUAAAACUAAUUAACCCUUCAAUGAAGCUACUCGAAAAAGACUUCACCGUGAACCAAACCGGAAGUGCGAAGAUCGUGGCGGAAGAACCCGACGACGUGUGGCUCCUCUACAACCUCAUCCUCCCCGGCGACGUGGUCUCCGCCGACACCACCCGUAAAGUCCACCUCGAAUCCUCCACCAAGCACGCCGUGUCACGUGUCAAACUCACCCUCCACCUCAAAGUCACGUGCCGCGACUUCCACAAAGACUCCUCCACCCUCCGCCUCCACGGCCGCAACCUCCACCAGAACCACCACGUCGCCGCCGGAUCCUUCCACACCCUCACCCUUGAGCCCCACAAGCCCUUCCACCUCCGCAAAAAGCUCUGGGAAAACGACGCCGUCCAAGCCCUAAACGAAACCGCCCAAAAGUCAAACCCUAACAACUCUCCCCCCGACCUCGCCGUCGUCCUCUUCCACCAACACCACGCCGAGAUCCACCUCGUCGGACACGGCGCCACCGCUCGCUGCUUCAAAAUCGAACCGAGAAAAAAAACCGGACACGGUUCCGGUUCGACCGUGUUCUUCAGGCAAGUUUUCGCUGCGCUCGUGAAGCACGUGGAUUUUAACGUUGUCAAGAGCGUGGUUUUAUCGAGCGAGGAGUUUCGUAGGUUUGUGUCUUCCGAAGCGAAGAGGUUGAGGAACCGUUGGUUGGAGGAGAACAAAACGCGAAUAGUUGUGGUUUCGGGGCACGAGGGUGAUUUGGGGAAAGUGUUGGGUGACCCGGCGGUGACGGAUUUGGUGAAAGACGUUAAAGUUGGCGCGUUUAGGGAGCUGUGGGAGAUGGUUUGCAACGAUUCGGGUCGCGCGUGUUAUGGACAGGCGGAGGUGGAGCGUGCGCGUGAGGUUAGGGCCAUUGAGACGCUAUUGAUUUGCGAUGAGCUUUAUAGGAACAACGAGGUUGGGACGAGGAAGAGGUACGAGGGUUUGGUGAAAUCCGUGAAAGAGGGUGGCGGAAAGGCUUUGGUGUAUUCUUCCAUGCAUGUUUCCGCGCCCCAACUCUCGCAGCUUACCGGUGUUGCUGCAAUUCUCAGGUUUCCCUUGCCUGACCUUGAAGAAGAUCCAUGAUGUCAAUUAGUCAAUCGGUGUUGAUUUGUUUAUCAUUACUUUGAGGUUGAUCAUGAACAAGGUUGUGCCUGCAUGUAUACAUAUUAGUUUUAGUUAAGGAUUUGUUUGUGGAGUUUGAUUAAUUUCGUCAAAUGUACGUUGAUUCAUCUCCGGCUCAAGUCAGGGGGAGAAGUGAAUUGUCGUUGUUACCUUUAAUGAUUUGGAUUUGUGUGUAUAUAUGUAAUCAUUUGUUCAGAUUCUUGUUGA